Molecule: messenger RNA, 602 nt
Organism: Puccinia graminis f. sp. tritici CRL 75-36-700-3
Lineage: Eukaryota; Fungi; Basidiomycota; Pucciniomycetes; Pucciniales; Pucciniaceae
Exons: 2
Coding region: 1-399 (132 amino acids)
Source: RefSeq, a predicted model, not a curated record
AUGGAGGAAGCUCUGCGUGAAAUGGCCCAAGUAGUUGAUCUGCUUGAAAGGCAUGAGUGCGCCUGGGACGACAAGAAUUACCGACGAGCGCUCCAGCAAGAAUCAAUGAAGGCUAGCUAUGUGAACACGGAGUCAAAAGUGAUCAACUUGAGACAAAUGGUCGCGCGGGAUCUUGGCUUCAAGGUUACCGUAAACCAUCCCAGGCUUUUGUACUUAUGGAUCACCGACGACAGUGCCAGCCAGAAAAAUCAUGGCACGCCUCCGGUCCCUCACUGCAAUGCGCAAGGCCAGCUGCCACCCCAGCCAUCAAGGGCUCCUGGAAGUCCUGUGGAUAACGAGGCUGCUGCCAGAUGGAGACGGCUAAUUCAUGAACUUGAUCUUGCAUUCGGACCGACUUGAAUCGGCCCAUUCCCAGACAAAUAUAUUUAAAAGCGUUCUUCUUUCCUUACUUUAAUAGAAUGUAAAACAAAUUGUCAACUGUAGUCAUUCUUGUAUAUCUUUGCACCCUCUUGCACACUUUAAUUCUAUACUUUCUCUUCAUACUAAAGGCAAGCCUUUUCUGCCUCUAGAUUAAUCGCACUGCGGUAGAGCCCGAAGUGACU